Molecule: messenger RNA, 666 nt
Organism: Paramuricea clavata
Lineage: Eukaryota; Metazoa; Cnidaria; Anthozoa; Malacalcyonacea; Plexauridae
Source: the annotation of a GenBank genome assembly
AUGGCGUACUGUCAAGAGCUUUGUGAAGAGCUCUCUGAUCUAUCUCAAAGUUAUACUAUUGAUUUAAAUGAUAAAGAAAGCGGAGAUCCUAUAAAUGAGUCGUUAGCUUCUAAAGGAGCUUUAUUAUCUAUUUCGGCGAAAGGAAGCUUGAAAUGGGCUGGUAGUGUUGAAGAUCUUAAAUGCCUAGUUAACGACCUUCAAAUUUCGCCUGCUAAAUGGACAUUGUCUGGUGGCGAUUGUAAGCUGUUUGAUAGUAGGGAUAUAGCUAUUCGCUGGUACUCGACGAGGGGUACUUUAACUUUGAAAGGUGAAAAGACCGAGGAAGUCAAAAGCAAACUUGUUCAAAUUAUCCAGCGUGAAAAAGCGGCGAAUAUGAGUCAAGAUGGCGAUAAAAACUUGCACUCUAGCUUGCAUAAUUUAACAGUGCUCACCGAACCGAUGAUUAAUGAAGCAAGUGAGAUAAAUGUCUUAAAGCAAACAAUGAACGAGUUUAUUGAGACAAUGGCUGCUAAAUUUGAAGUCUUAACAUCUGAUGUUCACAAUUUAAAAACUGAGAAAUUUGAUUUGUUGGCUGCUGAAAUUGAUGACUUAAAAAGUAAAGACUCCUAUGCUAUUGGCGAUGAGCUAAAGAGUGAAAUUAAUAGACUUAAACUCGAAAAUACUUGA